Messenger RNA from Neltuma alba, 1920 nucleotides. Its product is annotated as probable disease resistance protein At4g27220. The transcript has a single exon. The coding region runs from base 1 to 1920 and encodes 639 amino acids. Gene Ontology annotation, molecular function: ADP binding; ATP hydrolysis activity. The record is from RefSeq and is a predicted model, not a curated record. Lineage: Eukaryota; Viridiplantae; Streptophyta; Magnoliopsida; Fabales; Fabaceae.
AUGGAGUUUCUUGUGGCAAUCGGGACAGGAAUUGUGUCAAAACUGGGGGAGAUGUUAAUGGAUCCAAUCACGUCGCAAUUCAAACAUCUGAUUCACUAUGACAAAAAUAUCAAUAAAAUGAAGAAUGAACUCAACAACUUGGAAGAAAGGAAGCGUGCUAUUGAAGGAAUGGUGGACGUAGACAGGAGGAAUGGACGUCGCAUUGCUCCAAAUGUUGAACACUGGCUCUACCAAGUGGACAACAUGGUAGAAAACAAAUUAAAUGAAGUGGACGAUCGUGAGUUGGUCAACAAGAGCAAGAAAUGCGUCAAAGGGUUGUGUCCAAAUUUGGUGUUUCGUUAUUUACUGAGCAAGAAAGCAAGAAAAAUGGCGCAAGAUCUUGUUUCCCUGAAGGAGCAAAAAUUUGACUUCAUAUCCUACCCUGCACCUUUACCAUCACUAGGAUCCACUUUCACAGAAGGAAUUAAGAGCUUUGCCUCAAGAGAAUCAAUUAUUACCGAGGUUGUAGAUAAAUUGAAGGGUGAUGAGUUCAACAGGAUAAGCGUUUGUGGGAUGGGUGGUGUGGGGAAAACCACAUUAGUGAAAGAGCUCAUCAAAAUUUUAGAAGCAGAUAAGGUGUUUGAUGAAAUUUCAAUGGCUAUCGUGUCCCAAGUUCCUGACUAUAGAAAGAUUCAAGGUCAAAUUGGUGACACCUUAGGCUUGAAAUUUGAUAAGGAAACUCUACAAGGAAGGGCAGGCCAACUGCUUGAGAGGCUUAACAAGAUCAAUAAGGUCCUCGUAGUGCUGGAUGAUGUAUGGACAGAGCUGGAUUUCGAGUUGAUAGGGCUUCCUUCAAAUGGGCAGUGUCACAGGGGGUGCAAAAUUUUAUUCACAUCAAGAAAUGAAGAUGUGUGCCACAGGAUGAUAAGUCAGAGGAACUUCACUAUGCCCGUUCUCUCUAAAGAAGAAGCAUGGGAUCUCUUCAGGGAUACAGUAGGCGGUCAUGUUGUGGACAAAGCUGAGAUUCAUGACAUAGCAAAAGAGGUUGCAAAUGAAUGUAGGGGUUUGCCAAUUGCUAUUGUCACAAUAGCAAAAGCACUAGGGAACAGGGAGAAGCAUGCAUGGGAGGAUGCACUUGAUCAGCUGAGAAAGUCUUCACUAACUUCCUUCUCAGAGAUGCAAGAAUAUUCUAUAUAUUCAUGUAUUGAAUUAAGCUAUGACUUUCUAGGCAACGAAGAAGCUAAAUUUCUCCUUUUGCUUUGUUGCUUAUUCCCAGAAGACUUUGACAUUCCUAUUGAAGUUCUUCUAAGAUAUGGAGUGGGCUUGGGUUUGUUCAAGGAUCUGGGUGCUUUGUGUAAAGCAAGGAAUCGAGUGCAUACCUUGGUUGAUACUCUAAAGAAGCGGUUUUUGUUGCUGGACAGCAAUGAGGAAGAGUGUGUGAAAAUGCAUGAUGUCGUUCGUGAUACUGUCAUAACAAUUGGAUCCAAAGAAGAGCAUGGAUUUGCAGUGAAAUAUGAUGCCGGACAGACGGGGUCAAAGGAGUUUAUAUGGCAUCAUAGUGCAAUCUCACUUGUGUUUGAUGAGAUUAAGAUGCAUCCUAAGCGUUUGCAGUGUCCAAACCUUAGACUUUUGCAACUUUAUUUAAAGAGAAGAGAACCCAUUUCCGAAAAUUUCUUCCAUAACAUGGGCAAGCUAACGGUUUUAGGCAUAAGCAAUCUGUGCGUUCCAUCAAUGUCAUCUCCAUUCCGAUCACUCAACAGCCUCUGCACCUUACGGUUGGAAGAUUGUCAGGUUGGAGACAUAUCGGUAAUCUGUAAGGAGCUAAGGAAACUGGAAGUGUUAAGCUUUGCCCGCUCAAAUAUCAAAGAAUUGCCAGCAGAAAUAGGCAAACUAAGCCUUCUAAGACUGUUGGAUUUGACAGAUUGCAAUGAUCUUGAUUAG